Messenger RNA from Papilio polytes (common Mormon), 1072 nucleotides. RefSeq names its product alpha/beta hydrolase domain-containing protein 11-like. Gene Ontology annotation, cellular component: mitochondrion. The transcript is spliced from 3 exons. Gene Ontology annotation, molecular function: catalytic activity. NCBI's taxonomy places the organism in Eukaryota, Metazoa, Arthropoda, Insecta, Lepidoptera, Papilionidae. The record is from RefSeq and is a predicted model, not a curated record. Bases 97 to 1038 code for a protein of 313 amino acids.
AAAUGCGAAUGUCAAAAAAUUAUUGAGAAUAAGAAAUAAGAAUGCCAAAUUCUUAGUUUUAAAUUACAUUUUCUUCUCUUUUCCGUAAAAUUCAAAAUGUUUCUUAAUAAACUAUGUCAGAAAAACCUAUUGAAACAAAUAAAAAUCCCGGCGUUGUCGCAAUUAGCGGUUUCCAGAACAUAUUCUUCCACCGACCCUAGUUUCUCCGAAACAGUAGAUUUGGCUUAUGCUUCUUAUGAGAGUACAUCAGAUGAAAACUGUACUAGACCUCCUUUGAUCAUUCUUCAUGGGCUCUUAGGAUCGAAAAAUAAUUGGAAUAGUAUGAGUAAAGCUAUUCACCGAACAACGGGAAGAAAAGUGAUCAGUAUCGAUGCUAGAAACCAUGGUGAUAGUCGCCAUUCGUCACAACAUACCUAUAUACAUAUGGCUCACGAUGUUAUGAAGCUCCUGAAGAAAUUAGACCUAUCUAAAGUGUCUGUAUUAGGUCACAGCAUGGGUGGACGAACAGCUAUGGUUCUGUCACUACUAUGUGCGGACCUUGUAUCCAGUCUUAUAGUGGUUGACAUUUCUCCAGUAAAAACAAGCCCACAAAUAUAUUCUAUGGUCAGUUUAUUUGAUGCCAUGUCAGGUGUUACCAUCAGAUCUGGCAUAGCUAUGUCUAAGGCUAGAAAAUUAGCAGAUGAACAACUAAAGUCAAUAAUACCAGAUAUUAACUUGAGAAACUUUUUGAUAACCAACUUAGUACAGACUAAUACUGGGUCUUAUUCCUGGAGAGUAAAUCUGCCAGCACUGAAGGAGAAUUUUCAAUCGCAUAUCUCUUGUUUCCCAAGUAAUCUAAAGGGUUUACAAUAUUGCGGACCAAGUUUGUUUAUCGGUGGAUCACUUUCGGAUUAUAUAGGAAAGUAUGACUUGCCAGACAUCCAAGAAUAUUUUCCCUUGGCAGAACUAACAUUAGUAGAAGGAGCUGGACAUUGGGUUCAUAGUCAAAAGCCCGAGAAGUUUCUAGAAGUUGUUUGCAAAUUUCUAGCUGAGAAGUAAUAGCACGAAAUCUCACUAGUACAAUUGUUGUGAU